Diachasmimorpha longicaudata is the source of this 5094-nucleotide messenger RNA. RefSeq names its product nuclear receptor subfamily 2 group E member 1 (gene tll). Bases 533 to 1759 code for a protein of 408 amino acids. Gene Ontology annotation, biological process: cell differentiation; anatomical structure development; positive regulation of transcription by RNA polymerase II. The transcript has 4 exons. The record is from RefSeq and is a predicted model, not a curated record. Lineage: Eukaryota; Metazoa; Arthropoda; Insecta; Hymenoptera; Braconidae. Gene Ontology annotation, molecular function: nuclear receptor activity; RNA polymerase II cis-regulatory region sequence-specific DNA binding; zinc ion binding.
AAAUGUCGUCCUUGUCGCUCCUCCUUACCUGCAGAUGAAUGGGGCUGUGCGACAGCCCAUACCCAGCGCCACUAAAUCAACAAAGAAGAUGAACAUGACAAGGGCUGGUAAAAUCUUAUCUAGGGCUUUGCACACUGUUCAUCAACCCCUCGAAAUGGACCUGUUUGAUAGAGGGGGAGGUACCCACUGUCCUUUUUGGUAACGCCCAUCGUGAGGUAGGGAAAUUCUCAACCAAUCGCUGGGGUUCUGCACCCUCAAAACGCAGCACACGCCGAGCCAUCAAAUAUCCCUACCACGGAUGACAGUCAGUCACAAUUCAUUGUCGACGUCCAGAGGAAACAAGAACGUGAAAAUAUUCUUCCUGGUGUUGAAUAUUGUUUUUACAUGUUGCAGAUUGUUGUUUGGAUUAAUACGAAAGGGGGGGAACAGCGUGGGAGAUUGUUUUGUGAUUUGUUUCGUUCAUUUAUUUUAAUAAAAUUUAAGUAGUGAAAUCGUGGACGUUGACGUGAGGAAAAUAUUUACGUCUUAUUGGAUGAAAAAAAAAAUGCAGAGUCCAGAAAAUUUGAGCCACUUGUCUAGCACACAAAAUAAAAUGCAGCCUUCCUCAAGUCGUAUUCUAUAUGACAUUCCGUGCAAGGUAUGCCGGGAUCAUUCUUCGGGUAAACACUACGGUAUUUUUGCUUGUGAUGGUUGUGCUGGAUUUUUCAAACGAUCGAUACGACGAAAUCGACAGUACGUUUGUAAAGCCAAGUCCGAGGGAGGUUGUAUGGUUGACAAGACACACAGAAAUCAGUGCAGAGCUUGUAGGCUAGCAAAAUGCAUGCAAGCUGGAAUGAACAAGGAUGCUGUCCAGCAUGAACGAGGCCCACGAAACUCAACACUGCGCCGGCAAAUGGCACUCUACUUCAAAGAGCCCGAAAUUAUGGGCACCAUUCCACCACCCGCUGCUGCUCUCGAUCUUGCCUUACCAAAGACAUCGAGUGAAGCAAGGGUAUCGCUCUCAUCAUCACAUCAUCACAUACCACAUCCAAUUUACUGCAGCAGUAUGUCGAUCUCGAGCAAGAUGCCAUUAACCGUUGGAGGAACCUCAACAAUGUCAAUGCUUCCCGCGUUAAAUGCGGAAUCUGUUUGCGAGCAAGCGGCGCGUCUUCUCUUCCUGAACGUCCGCUGGGCCCGAGAUCUGGCCUCUGAUACAGGUCUCGCGAUGGAGGACCAACUGAAUCUCCUCGAGGCCUCCUGGAGAGAGUUGUUCCUCCUCGCAGCGGCACAGAUUUUGCCCGACCUGGAUCCCUCGUUCCUGCUCACUCCAGGACCAGAGAGUCUGUCUCUUGUCAUCGAGGUAACCAGAUUCAGGGAAACCCUGGCUGGAUUCCACUCGAUGAAUUUGGAUCCUCAUGAGUUUGCAUGUCUACGGGCAAUCGUCCUCUUUAAAGCUGGUUUGGACUGCGAGCUGGUCCCCAGCAGUCGGAGUAGCAAUGGAUCAGUCUCUCCAAGCGUUGAACGACGGCUGAGAGAUCCUGCAACAGUAGCCAGACUCAGGGAUGGCGCCCAAAUAGCACUUGGUGAAAAAUUAGCGGCCUCAUUCCACACCGGACCAUCACUAGGAGCAUUGAGAUUCGGUAAACUACUUCUACUUUUACCAACACUUAGAUCUGUCUCUGCUCAUGCCAUUGAGGAGCUGUUCUUCAGGAGAACCAUUGGAAUUAUUCCCAUUGAGAGGAUUAUCUGUGACAUGUACAAAACACCUGAGAAACUUUGAGUUGAAACAAAUGUUAGGGAGCUACAUUGUUAAAAAAAAAUUUCGGACUUUUUCGUAGAAAAUUGCGAAAAUUUUGAUCGUGUCAGUAUUCAACUGAAAUUUCGAAGUAUUUAUGCAUUAGAAAUUCAACAUUUCUGGGAUAGAUUGGACAGCAUUGCAAAGUUGUGUUCGAGUGUUCUGUAAAAAGAAGCAGAAAAUCAGGAAAAUCGACUAAAGUGAAAUGCAAAAUUUCAAUAUUUGAAAUUAAGGAUAUUCCACGUCCUUUUUGCCAAAAUUUACAUUUUUCUUAUUUUCAGAAAAAUUCAGUCCUCUUAAUUAAUUUUUUUUCCGAACAGCGGACACUGCAAACUCAAAUUUAUAGGAAUCUUUUAAAAAACAGUGCGUGAACAAUUCUCUCCUUGGAUAUUUAAAAUAAUUUUAAAUAAUACUUGCGCCAGUGAAUAAUCGGAAAAUAAAUGAUUCAUUGGGUAGAAUCUGCAAUUUUUUUUACUGUCGCUACGUUCAGCGCUUGUCGAAAUAUUUCAUGCCUAAACGUGAAAAACCGAUCAUCCCUCUAAACGUACAGAAUGCGCUGGCACGGGACGAGGGAGGGUGAUAUUUUGCAGGAGGUGUUGAGCAAAAUUGUUCUCGACGAGCGGUCCAGAAAAGUUCUUUAUUUUUUCACUGAUAACAGGACGCUGGUCGCCAUUCGCUGAACAUAACAUCACUGUCAAAAACUAUAGUUCGGAUAUGCGGGCGACGAGGUGUUUUAACUCGUUAUUGACAACCCUGGGCUUCACCUCGGCCCACCGCCUUCACUCGGAGAGAAAAAUUCUUUACAAAUGACGUGCCUAUUCCAUAAUCUGCCAGUCAAAACAGUUUGCAGUAAAAAUUACGAAAUAGUUUCACAUUUUUUCACCGAACGUUUCAUACUUUUUCUGGACCGUUUUGAACUUUUUCCUGACAAUUUGCAGGCACGUAACUUUUAAAGAAUUCUCCUCUCCAUGCACCCUUGUUACCAUCCCGUCGCACGGAUGUCGAAAUAUAUUAUGACUGACUAGAUAUAUCCAAAAAUCCAGCUCUAAGUAUUUCACGUUUUUCAUUAUUCGUGCGAGACGAACCGGAAGUGAACGAAAAUAAAAGGGUAUGGAGUUUUGAAGAUUCUACGAAUAAUAAUGAUUAUUUUUCCCAUCUAAAUCUUGACUAAUAGGAUUGCACCAUUCGAUGUUAUUUUGUAUAGCCAACACGGUAUUUCAGCGGAAAUUCUUGGAAAUUUCACUGGAAAUUUUUCAUGUUGCCUAUUUAAAAAAAAACAAACGAUGAUGUAACCCUCAAUUGUAUCUGACAGAUCGGGUGGCAAUUUGUUGAAAAUUAUGUCUCAUGGUGCAAUUCUAUCGGCCAACAUUUGGAUGGAAAAAAUAAUUCCCCGAAUGCCACUCGAACUUCGAAAUUAUUUGAUAUUUCCCUCAAGGUACCCUACAAACAAAUAAGCUUGUCAAGUUUUCCAGAAAAAUCAUUUUUAAACUGGAAAACUUGACACGUUCAUUUGUUUGCAACGAACCUAUCGGGAAAUAUCCGAUAAUUUCGGAGCUCUUGUGGUAUUAUAUGCGAUUAUUUUUCCUAUGCAAAUUUCAGUCAAUAGAAUUGGACCAUUUGUUGAUAUUUUGUAUAGCCUACCCCGAAUUUCAGCGAUUAUUUUUUGAUAAUUCUGCGGGUAGGCUAUAUAUAAAAUCAAACGAUAACUUAACCAAAUAAAACCCUUUUCAUUUCAUGGCAAAAUUCUCUUUGCCGAAAUUUGGAUAGGAAAAAUAAUCUCCUGAAUACCACUCGAGCUUCAAAAUUAUCGAGUAGCUCUUGUGGUAUUAUAUGUGAUUAAUUUUAUUAUAUUAUCAAAGAACUGCAUAGUUUAGACCAUAAUUUUAUGAAAAUUGAUCAUCUGCAGCGGCUAAAUCGUAAUCGUAUUCUUUCAAGAUUCUCAUGACCGGGUCAUAAUUUUCUUAUUUGAACGAUCUAAAAGCACAUACAUGUCUUAUAUUUACCGUAAUUGUUAAGAAAAAGUUUUUAUUUAUUUAAGCGUUCAAUUUGCCUUGAACAUUGUAAAUAUAAUUAUGUGCUCUCACUCUCUCACUGUGAUAUUUCUAAUCCUUAGUUUAGGUAUUGCACUGUCUGUUUCCACAGAGAGAAUUUUUUGUGAUAAUUCUAGUACGAGUACUGGAGAAAAUCUGAACGACUUUAUUGUAAAAAAAAAUAUUACAAAAAAAAUUAUAUAAGGUCGGGGGAAAAUUUCGCCUUUAAUCCAAUAAAAUUAUCAGUUCCACUGGAAUUUUUUUGUUGUGACCAGUUUGCGCGCCUCCUGAUCUUCAGUACUAUCAUGAGAAUUUUUACCAAAAAUUUCUCUCCGUGUGUAUGCGUUUAAAUUAUUUUGACGUGACAAGAUGGCCCAGAAUAUUGUAUUUACGAUUACCUAUUCGUAAACGUAUUGAAUUUACAAAUUUGGGUUUGCAGUGUCAUGAAAUUGACGAAUUAAUAUAGCUUAAAGAAUUGUAAAAAAAAUUUUGUAAGAAUAGUUUUAGUUGAACAAAUAUGAAUAGUCCGUAACAUCGGAUAAAUCCACCAGAGUUAUCGAAAAAUGUGCGGAAUAAUUAAUAUUUUUGUAUCGGCUAGGAAUAAGAAAGCUGCACACGAGAUGUGUAGCAAUGCAAUAACCACGCGCACCCGAGCAUUGGUCAUUCUCGAUCACAUUUGCUUAAAAACUAGCUCAGAAAAAGAUAUCUAUAUAGCAUACUCCACUAAAAAACAAAAUAUUUUUGCCAAACAUUCAUUGACGUGAGAGAAGUAUUUUUUUUUGUCACAUUUUAUGAAUCGAGUCAUUUCCAGAGGCGUCUAAUUGGAUUUCAAUGACAAAAUCUCGAUGAUUUGGGUUUUUUUAAUGCUGAAAAUUAUUGAAGAAAUUUAUUUAAAAUGAGAAACAAAAUUAUCUUGUUUUAAAAUAAUGUUAUUUAUCAUUGAAACUUAAUUAGAAUUGUCUAGUAAUGGCCUGAAAAAUAUUUAAAAAAUAAAUACUCCUUCGAAGUCAAUGAAUGUUAAAGAAAUUUCUUGUUCUCAGUGUGCAGCUUUAAACGCCUCAAUAUGUAUAAAUGUAAUGUAACAUAAUUUAUCAAAAGUUUUCACUUAGAGAUUUACCUAUUGUAACAAAUUAAUGUUAUGAUUUAGGAAUGAAAAUACUGCAAUUAAAUUCUCAAAGUAGUUAUUGAAAAUACUUAUCCGAAGGAUUAUCUGUAGAUGUGUGUACAGCAUGAAAGACUGCAAAUGGAGCGCUAAAAAAUUAUUGCAAAAUAAAAACAAUUUUUUAUUAA